AUGAGUGUAACUGCAGCAGCGAGUGGAUUUGUUGUCCUUCUUCUCACUGUGACAGUGGUACAGUGUGAGAAUGGCUGGGAUGUGAGUUACACUUCUACUGAGAUCUGUGCCGUCAGAGGAUCAACAGUGGACAUUACCUGUACCUACACAUACCCAUCCACAUUUAAUAACCAUGAUACUACAGUUCAGGAAACUUUCUGGUUCAUUCAAGAGAGUAAUGGGAUUCACGUUGAUCUAAGGACUGAUCCGGAGUAUUCAGGUCGUGUGGAGUAUCUCUGUGGAAACAACAAGUGCACUCUGAGAAUCUCUAACCUGAGAGAGAGCGACUCAGCUGUGUACAAGUUCAGGUUCACAACAAACCAACCUACUGGGAGUUUAACUGGUUCAGCUGGAGUCACUCUGUCUGUCACAGAUUUGCAUGUGCAGGUGAGCAGAUCAGUGAAGGGUGACUCUCGUAACUGGGCAGAGCUCAGGUGUCAGAGCAGUUGUCGUCUUCCUGAUCAUCUGAACUACGUCUGGUACAAGAAUCAACAGAAGAAGAAGGAAGGAGCAUCUUAUUCAGAUUAUUUUUAUUCUGCAGACAGAGUUUCCUGUGCUGUUAAAGGACACGAGGAUUUUCGCUCUCCGUCAAUGUUGGUACAGUGUGAGAAUGGCUGGGAUGUGAGUUACACUUCUACUGAGAUCUGUGCCGUCAGAGGAUCAACAGUGGACAUUACCUGUACCUACACAUACCCAUCCACAUUUAAUAACCAUGAUACUACAGUUCAGGAAACUUUCUGGUUCAUUCAAGAGAGUAAUGGGAUUCACGUUGAUCUAAGGACUGAUCCGGAGUAUUCAGGUCGUGUGGAGUAUCUCUGUGAAAACAACAAGUGCACUCUGAGAAUCUCUAACCUGACAGAGAGCGACUCAGCUGUGUACAAGUUCAGGUUCACAACAAACCAACCUACUGGGAGUUUAACUGGUUCAGCUGGAGUCACUCUGUCUGUCACAGACCCUCAGCUCCAGGUACAUGUGAGGAGAUCAACAGCCAAUCCAUAUUCUACCUGGACAGAGCUGACCUGUCACAGCAGGUGUCAGCUCCCUGAUCAUCUUUCCUACGUUUGGUACAAUAACAAUAAACUUGUUGGACGAAAAAAAUACUUUCACCUCCAACACUUUAAUGCUGAAGACAGCUAUCACUGUGCUAUAGAAGGACAUGAGCGUUUCCCUUCUCCUACAUUGGAUGCUCCAAAGGUUCCCUCUGUGUCAGUGAGUCCCUCUGGUGAGAUCAUGGAGGGCAGCUCAGUGACUCUGACCUGCAGCAGUGAUGCUAACCCAGCAGCUCAUUACACCUGGUACAAGGAGGACGAGGACUCACCAAAAGCAUCAGGACAAAUCUUCACCAUCACUAAUAUCACAGCUGAACAUGGUGGAAAUUAUCGUCUACCCAAUGAGUCUGAGGAAAACUGUGACCUUCACUAUGCCAGUGUCCACUUCAUGAAGAGUCAGACGGAUCCCAUCUACUCCCACGUCGGAUCAGCUGAACCCAGCAAACACAAGGAGGCGGAGGAGGUUGCGUACGCUUCUGUCAACUUUAACAGAUCUGCCCCGAGACGCUCCAAAGGUGUGUCAGUGAGUCCCUCUGGUGAGAUCAUGGAGGGCAGCUCGGUGACUCUGACCUGCAGCAGUGAUGCUAACCCAGCAGCUAAAUACACCUGGUACAAGAGAAGUGGAGAUAAAGAAGUUCCACCUCUCAGUGAAGAGACACAAUUUGUCCUCAGCUCCAUCUGGUCGUCAGACUCUGGAGAGUAUUACUGCACAGCUGAGAAUGAGCUGGGAAGGAGUUCAGCAAACAUCUCUAUUACUGUGACAUACGCUCCAAAGGUUCCCUCUGUGUCAGUGAGUCCCUCUGGUGAGAUCAUGGAGGGCAGCUCGGUGACUCUGACCUGCAGCAGUGAUGCUAACCCAGCAGCUAAUUACACCUGGUACAAGGAGAACCGAACUCUGCUUCAAGGACCAGAGGGCGUUUAUCGUCUCUCCUCCAUCAGCUCUGGGGACAGCGGGGUCUACUCCUGCAAGUCUGAGAAUCAGUACGGACGGAUCAACUCCACGUCUCUACACGUAGACGUCCAGUACGCUCCACAGUCCUCCUCUGUGUCAGUGAGUCCCUCUGGUGAGAUCAUGGAGGGCAGCUCGGUGACUCUGACCUGCAGCAGUGAUGCUAACCCAGCAGCUAAUUACACCUGGUACAAGGAGAACCGAACUCUGCUUCAAGGACCAGAGGGCGUUUAUCGUCUCUCCUCCAUCAGCUCUGGGGACAGCGGGGUCUACUCCUGCAAGUCUGAGAAUCAGUACGGACGGAUCAACUCCACGUCUCUACACUUAGACGUCCAGUAUGCUCCAAAGCCUCCCUCUGUGUCAGUGAGUCCCUCUGGUGAGAUCAUGGAGGGAAGCUCGGUGACUCUGACCUGCAGCAGUGAUGCUAACCCAGAAGCUAAUUACACCUGGUCCAAGGAGGACGAGGACUCACCAAAAGCAUCAGGACAAAUCUUCACCAUCACUGAUAUCACAGCUGAACAUGGUGGAAAUUAUCAGUGUGAGGCCCAGAACACACAAGGACGUAGUAACGCCACCUUACAUCUGACUGUUGCAGCAGUUUCACCUGGAUCAUUGAUAUCAGCACUCAUUGGAUCAGCUGCUGCAGUUUUCCUCGCUGUGACUCUCCUCUCCGUGUUCCUACUGAUCAGAAGAAAGAGAAACUCUCAGCAAUCUGCUGAUCCUGGGGACAGACUUGACCACAGUGAGCAGCGUCUACCCAAUCAGUCUGAGGAAAACUGUGACCUUCACUAUGCCAGUGUCCACUUCAUGAAGAGACAGACGGAUCCCAUCUACUCCAACGUCGGAUCAGCUGAACCCAGCAAACACAAGGAGGCGGAGGAGGUUGCGUACGCUUCUGUCAACUUUAACAGAUCUGCCCCGAGAACCAGAGGUCAGGACACUGGAGAGGAUCCAGCUGCAUUGUACAGCACAGUCAAAAAACCUCCUGCUGUUUAGACCAACGUCUGGAAAUCACCUCAGUCCCGAUGGAAAUAUCUCAACAGCUGCGGGCUGGAUUUGAAUAGAAGUUCAUACAACUGUUCAUGGUCCCCACAGGAUGAAUCCUACUUUGGUGACAGUCAGACUCCAGCAUCAUUGUUGAAGUGAAUGUUCAGUUUUAAGUGACUUGUCUUGACAGCUAAUGGAUAAAUUGCCCCGAGGAUGAAUCCAAACGACUUCGGUGACUCGACUUUUAUCUGAAAUAUAUCAGCAACUUGUAGAAGUUGUUAAAAACGCCACAUUUAGCCUGAAAGAAAAAUAUCAAACAUUUUAUAACUUACAGCUUCAAACAUGAAAAUAUCUGCGGUGUGUGUCA
Messenger RNA from Hippoglossus stenolepis (Pacific halibut), 3391 nucleotides. Its product is annotated as B-cell receptor CD22-like. NCBI's taxonomy places the organism in Eukaryota, Metazoa, Chordata, Actinopteri, Pleuronectiformes, Pleuronectidae. The record is from RefSeq and is a predicted model, not a curated record. The transcript is spliced from 15 exons. The coding region runs from base 1 to 3033 and encodes 1010 amino acids.